Messenger RNA from Acanthisitta chloris (rifleman), 1437 nucleotides. It is a transcript of the gene CAMK1G, whose product is annotated as calcium/calmodulin-dependent protein kinase IG. The transcript is spliced from 11 exons. Lineage: Eukaryota; Metazoa; Chordata; Aves; Passeriformes; Acanthisittidae. Gene Ontology annotation, cellular component: intracellular anatomical structure. Gene Ontology annotation, biological process: peptidyl-serine phosphorylation. Gene Ontology annotation, molecular function: ATP binding; calmodulin binding; calcium/calmodulin-dependent protein kinase activity. The record is from RefSeq and is a predicted model, not a curated record. Bases 1 to 1437 code for a protein of 478 amino acids.
AUGGGUCGCAAGGAAGAGGAUGACAGCAGCUCCUGGAAGAAACAGACGAGCAACAUCCGAAAAACAUUCAUUUUCAUGGAGGCUCUGGGAUCAGGUGCCUUCUCUGAAGUUUUCCUAGUGAAGCAAAGAAGCACUGGGAAGCUCUUUGCUCUCAAAUGCAUCAAGAAGUCUCCUCUCACAAGGGACAGCAGCUUGGAGAAUGAAAUAGCAGUGCUGAAAAAAAUAAAGCACGAGAACAUCGUGACUUUAGAAGACAUUUACGAGAGCACAACUCACUUCUACCUGGUCAUGCAGCUGGUGUCUGGGGGAGAGCUGUUCGACCGGAUCUUGGAACGAGGUGUUUACACAGAGAAAGAUGCAAGCAUGGUGAUCCACCAGGUCCUGACAGCAGUGAAGUACCUGCAUGAGAAUGGAAUAGUUCAUCGAGACCUGAAGCCUGAAAACCUUCUUUACCUGACUCCUGAAGAGAAUUCUAAAAUCAUGAUUACAGAUUUUGGCCUGUCAAAAAUGGAACAGAAUGGCAUCAUGUCCACUGCCUGUGGGACACCAGGAUAUGUGGCCCCUGAAGUCCUUGCCCAGAAGCCAUACAGCAAAGCUGUGGACUGCUGGUCCAUUGGAGUCAUCACCUAUAUCCUGCUCUGUGGGUAUCCUCCUUUCUAUGAGGAGACCGAAUCCAAACUGUUUGAAAAGAUUAAGGAAGGUUACUACGAGUUCGAGUCUCCGUUUUGGGAUGAUAUCUCCGAGUCAGCCAAGGAUUUUAUCAGACAUUUACUGGAGAAGAACCCAGCCACAAGGUUUACCUGUGAAGAAGCUCUGAGGCACCCAUGGAUUAAUGGAAAUACAGCCCUUCACCGUGACAUCUACCCAUCUGUCAGUGCUCAGAUUCAGAAAAACUUUGCAAAGAGCAAAUGGAGGCAAGCCUUCAACGCUGCAGCCGUUGUGCACCACAUGAAGAAGCUCCACAUGAACGGCCACGCGGCGGCCGAAAGUCCUCACCCUGUCAUCCAAGUCUCAGAGGCCUCCAGACCCAACACACCCAUGGUGGCCACUGAGCCAGCAGCACCAAGUGAAGACAAGGACACAUCACUCCCUCAGGUCUCCACACAGGCCUGUCCAAACCCUCCAACUCAGCUGGAGCAAGACAUAGGAAUGAGAGAGGAAAAGCUGCAAAUCCACCCAGAGAAUGGACCACAGCCCACGGGCAGCAGCUUGGUCCUACCAGAAAACCACAGCCCUCCAACCAGAACUUCCUGUGGCUGCAGCCCAGCCUGCAUGGGGCAUGAGAAAACAAAGACAUCCUUCUGCUCCGAGACAGUGCUGCUUAAAAAACCUGCAAAAUCCCAUCCUUUCAAAUCAGAAGUUCUUGUUCCAAUGAAAACCAGUAAACACUCGUCUCACUGUGGCACUGGGCAGACUGGAGUUUGUUUGAUCAUGUGA